CUGGCAAUGACCUUUUAAACUUUAGGCAUUAGAUAAAACUUCAUCUUUCAACUAAACUGCGUCAUAACAUUAAAUCACGCAGUGGCAUGAAGUCAACAUGGCAAAUCCAGCCACGAACUGCCCCUCCUCAAAGGGAGGGGUCCUCCUUUUAUACUCUGUAAAAAAAACCUGUCACAUGACCUCUAUUGGCGGGAAAAUUACAUCACUCCACCAUCACAAGACCAUUACCUCAAGUCCAGUAUAGCUUCAACCCCAGUCACGUGACAAGGGUACGUAACAUAACCAUAUUUGACCUUCCAAACUGUAUCAGUUCACACUUAUCCAGAUCGAACUUCAUCUGCCACUUAUGCUGACCUCACAUUUGUCAAGGUCCCCAACAGUACUGAACACCAAAGGAGGGUAUUCAUUAAAGACCUCCCUAUCUCAUCCGACUUCAGGAACAUAUUUCUCCCUUUAUCCCUUUUGUCUGUGAGGGUGCCUGUCACCCUGGCCAUUUCCUUCACUGCCUUCUGGCAGGAGAUGCAGGAGCUUGAAAGCCUGGAGCACCAGACUCAUUAACAGCUUCUUCGCCAAUGCUAUCAGACUUACUCAUAGAGACUGGCAGCACAGAAACAGCCCUUCAGCCCUACUGGUCCGUGUGUACACCAUGAUGCCCUAUCCAAUUUAGUUCCAUUUCCCGUAUGUUCUAAAUCUUCCCAAUCCAUGUGCUGUACCUGUCCAACUGUCUUUUAAAAGUUAUUAUAUCUGUCUCACAUAGAUAAUCCUUUGUGUAAAAAAAGCUAUACUCACACUGUCAGAGGGUCAGUAUUGAGGGAGUGUCACACCGUCAGAGGGACGGUACUGUGGGAGUGUCACACUGUCAGAGGGACAGUACUGAGAGAGUGUCACACUGUCAGAGGGACAGUACCGAUUGUAAAGAAACUGCUGGCAAUGACCUUUUAAACUUUAGGCAUUAGAUAAAACUUCAUCUUUCAACUAAACUGCGUCAUAACAUUAAAUCACGCAGUGGCAUGAUAUAACUCAGUCCUGGCAACAUCUUUGCAAAUCUCUUCUGUACUCUGGAGAGUUUAAUAACAUCUUUCCUAUAGCAGGGUGACCAGAACUGAACACAAAACUUCAACUCUUGAACUACUUUUUCCACACGCAUUACAUGGUGAUGCAGUCACAUCCUUGAAUCUUUCCUUCUACCCUCCCACUAUUGUUACUUCAGCAUUUCUUUUUCCACAAGUUUGGUCUGCACAACAAUCACUACAGUAUCCUGCUGUUGUAUUUAUUAUCAUCAUGUUACUGUUUAUUCAAGUCAGGUUGAGUUUAUUGGCAUGUGUUCCAGUACGGUGAGAAACAGGAACACGAAAGACUUUCUAGCAGCAUCGUCACAAGCAUGUAGCUACAGGCUGGGACCAUGCGACUCUCCACUUUCUUCCUGCUGGUGGCAGCCUUCAGGUCUGCCCAGUCCCUCUGCUCCCGGCAUGGGAUUUACCUGUCCUGUGAGAAACAGAACCUGAGUCACCCUCCAGCCGUGCCAGCGGGUGUGGUGUACCUCAACCUCAACUGGAACAACAUCAACUACAUUGAGAGGAACUCCUUCUCCUGGACGGACGAGCUCCGCACCCUGACAAUCGGGAAACAGGACAGUAGGUGGAUGGACGUGGGGCCCAGCGCUUUUGGGAAUCUGCCUAAUCUGACAUUCCUGGACUUAGGAGGCAACAUUCAACUGCAGUUGGACCUGGAGGCGUUCACUGGCCUGGGACAACUGCAGACUUUGCUGCUGGACUAUAACGGUCUGAAGGACUCGGUCUUACAAAACGGGUACUUCAGACACUUAACUUCAUUGCACACUUUGGUUCUGGAAGGCAACAAGUUACAACACAUCAGACCAGACCCAACCUUCUCCAACCUCCGGGCACUGCAGAAUGUUGACUUCAGUUUCAAUCAGAUCCAGCAGAUUUGCAAGGAAGACCUGGUUAAUGUUCAACACAGGCUUUUCAGAAUGUUUGAUAUAUCCUGGAACCGUCCUUUGUAUGCAAAUAAAUCCCUCAGCUGGGAGAGGUGUGGAAACCCCUUCUCCAACAUCUUCCUAUACACUCUGGACAUAUCGGGCAUUCCUCUGAGCAUUCAACAGCUGGAGAAGAUGUUUCUGGCAAUGAGGGGAACCCUCAUCAUCGAGCUGAGAAUGGGACGUUUGUCCAUCGGGGCAUCAUUCGGUUACAACAACUUACCCGAUCCCAACAACCAAACAUUUUCAGGGCUCGCCAAGAGUUCUGUCAUGAUCUUGAAUCUCCACCAGACAAGCAUCUUCUCCCUGCAGCCCCAUGUCUUUUCACACUUCCCUGACCUAAAGAUCCUCUCCUUACCUCACAACCGCAUCAACCUCAUACAGAAAAAUGCCUUCUUCGGCCUGGAAAAUCUACUGACGCUGAACAUUUCCUACAACUUGUUGGGUGAGAUCUACUCAUGGACAUUUGAGGGUCUGCAGAAUGUUUCCUACAUUGACCUACGACACAACCACAUUGGGGCCAUCCAGUUUGGUUCCUUCGAAGGACUCACUCAGCUUGUCACUUUAGACCUUCGGGAGAACUCUCUUUCCCGUCUCCCAGCCUCCAAGCCAUUGCCUGGCUUGCAGUACCUCCUCUUAGGAUAUAACCGACUAGAAGAGGUGUAUGGGAUGGGGAACGUGAACAACAUCACCUUUCUCGAUCUUUCUAACAAUGCGUUUGAGAACUUGCAGGUGUUUUACGAGAUUAUGAAGCAGCCCACAGUGACUCACCUUCUGCUAAGGAACAACCGCUUAUCCGUGUGCACCAUUGCACCUACCAACACCAUCCCGAAAAGCAACCACCUCCGUCACCUCGACCUUUCCGGUAACUUCCUCCAGCUAACGUGGGCAGCUGGCGAGUGCUGGGAUGUGUUCCACAACCUCUCCAACCUGACGGAGUUACUUCUCCAGCGGAACUAUCUUGCUAAGCUGCCCCAAGACGUCUUCAGUGGCUUAGUCUCCCUGAAGAGGCUUAACCUGUCCCUGAACUCACUGACCCAGCUCAGCCACGACCUCUUCCCCAGCAACCUCGAGAUCCUGGACCUGUCCAGCAAUCGCCUGAUUUCACCCGACCCAGCCGCCUUUAGCUUCGUCAGGCGUCUGGACCUGAGGAACAACCAGUACAUCUGUGAUUGCAGCCUCAACCGCUUUGUCCUCUGGCUGAACCGCACUGAGGUGGAGUUGGUGGAACCCCUGACCCAGAUGGUUUGCGCCUUCCCGAAAGGGCUCAAGGACGUACCUCUUCUCUCACUCACGCCAGGCUGCGGGAUGGAGGAGACGCAGUUUGCCCUGUUUGUCACCGUGACCACACUCCUGGUGAUUUUUCUCACCUCUGUUCUCCUCUACACUCACUGCUGGUCCUCGAUCCUCCUGUGCUACAGGGCUGCUACCAGGACUGUCCUGGAAGGAGGCAAGACAGAGACAGACAGGUUGGGCUACAGGUUUGAUGCCUACCUCUGCUUCAGCAGCCAGGACCUGGAAUGGGUGAAAGACAGUCUGCUCUUGAAUCUAGAGGAGAACCGGUUACAACUGUGCAUCGAGGAGCGGGAUUUCAUUCCUGGGGAAGACCACAUUACCAACAUACGGGAGGCCAUAUGGGGCAGUAGGAAGACAGUGUGUGUGGUCACCAGGCGUUUCUUGAAGGAUGGCUGGUGCCUGGAGGCAUUCAACAUUGCCCAGAGCCGCCUCUACCACGAGUUGAAAGACGUUGUGGUCCUGCUAGUGGUGGGUUCCCUGAGGGACUACCAGCUCCGGAAGUACAAGCCCCUACGGUCCUAUCUGCAGAGCAGAGGGUACCUGCGCUGGCCGGCCAAGCCCUACGACCAGUACUGGCUCCUGCAGAGGCUGGCUGACAAGAUCCGGCAGGACCCCAAGCAGAGAAGGGUCAGAGCCAGGAGGAAAACAUUUCUGGGCCUCCUCCCCUGGAGGAAGGAAACAGGAGAGGUCAGGUUACAGAGGGUGGUCACCAUCUCUGGCUGACUGGUGCGCUGACUCGUGUCCUUGCUGGAUCCUGGGGGAGCACAGAGUCAGUGAGUCAGAUUGUGUGAUAGAGAUGGGGAGAGGGAGGAAGAAGAGAGGGAUAACAUUGGGGACAGAGAGUAAAUGGAAGAUGGGGUACAGAGGGAAAGAGAAGGAACUGGGGAGAUAGGGGCCAUCCCGUUUACCAUCCCACCCAGAUUCAUUACAUCAACACACUGACGUGUUACUACCUGUCCCUUAGACAAAUCACUAACACGCUUAGUGAGCAGUUGGACCUCAACACUGAUCUCUGGGGUUUCCCAGCAGAUAUCACCUGUCACCCAAGGAUCCAUUUAUUCCCAUCCACAUCUACUUUCUGUGAACCAACUCCCAGUUCAUCCUCCACAACUCCCUGUUCACCAACCCAGUGCACAGACCUUUUCAACAUCUCCAGAACACCAUGUUACUAGUCAGAUCCUCAAACCCUCAACAGUCACACUUGACAUCCCUUUAGAAAUUCACUCUGACUUCGUUCAAUUAUUGUUUUCGAGACAUCUUAAUAUUUAUAACAGAUUCCAACAUUUUCCCAACUACUGAUGUCUGGUGAACAGAUGUGAAUUCCCAGUUUUCUCCCUCCUUACAGGAUUGUCGGGGUUACAUUUCCACCCUCUAAUCUACAGGAAUACUUCCAGAACGUGUAGAAUUUUCGGAUGUCCUCACUAUCAACAGCUACCUGCUACUGGGAUGUGGAACUUCAGGUCCUUAGGAAUUUCAGCUAGUGGGCUUUAUUUCUAUAUUAUUAUUUCCUCACUUAUUCUUUGUCCUGUUUUAUUUUCUGCAGACAGAUACAAGUCAUUGUUUAUCUGAGAUUGCUGGAGGGUUAGAUGGUAGUUGUGGAGGGAAGAGGAAUUGAUGACAGUUCCUUAUCCCCCACAGAUGCUGCUUGACCUGCUGAGUUUCUCCAGCAGUUUGUUAACUGUUUAAUCCCUGCCUGCAGUAGCUGGAAUGGAAAUAUUUUGCUUUUGCUUGAUGGAGGAAUCAGAUGGCUGCAUCUGAUUCUGUCAAAAAGGCAGAGGAGCCAGCGGGAACAAGGCAGGGUGGGAUAACAGCAGAGACAGAGUGUGCCGGUCUGCAGAGAGCUCAGCGGUUAAGACCAGAGAGACGCAGAGGGGCAGGGGGCAACAGACACUUUAAAGGCAAAACAGGGACAAUGUAUACACCUGCUGGAUAAAUGUAAAAUAAACUUUUUGGAUUAGGAUGUAAAGUUGCAGGUAAAAGUAUGAAACCACAGAGGAAGUAAAGUUAGAAGGUAGAGGAGAGAAAGAUUUAGAGACCAAAACCUGACCAAUGAUUUAUCAGAGAUUAAAAUCAUACUAUAGUAUCAUUACCCUGUGGUUUCUUGUAUUACUGUUUGCAGAGCUUUAUAUUCUUUGUUUCGCUACUUGUUUUUAAAUAAACUUUACAAAGGAAAACCAAGCUGUGUUCACAAAAUCACGGAAUCACUCACUGUUCACAGAAUCACAGAAUUCCCAGAAAUUCACGGAAUCGCUCAGUUUGCCAACCACUACGCCUAUCUAUACUAAUUCCAUACCCCUCUGCGCUCUCUUCAAUCAGGUACCUGUACAGGUUUCUCUUAGAUGUUUUUCCUGUUCCUGCUCCACUAUCUCCUUUGGAAGCUGUUCCAGAGAUCAACUACUCUGUGUGAAAGAUUUACACUUCACAGCCGAGAGAGUUUGCAGAUGCUGAAAGUCCAGAGUAACGCACACAAAUGCUGGAGGAACUCUGCAGAUCAGGCAGCUUCUAUGGAAAGUCAAUGUUUCAUGCUGAGACCCUUCAUCCGGACUGGAAGAGGCCAGAAUACGAAAGUGGGAUAGGGGAAGAAGCACAAUCGAGAAGGUAAUAGGAGAAGCCACAUCUUCUUAAGUCUCUUCCCUCUAUCCUUAAAGUUAUACAGUAUAGUUUUAAGCAUUCUAUCAUGUGAAACUAACUCUAUCUUCCCUAUUUCCUAACUAUUUUAUCUGUUAUCACGUUUCUCAGCCUUUCAAAACUCUCCAAUCCCAAACACAUCCUUGAAAAUCAUUUUUGCUUCCUCUCUAGCUUAAUCACAUCUUUGGAGGGCAGAACUACACACAACAAACCAAGUGUCACACAUGAUUGCUGUAAAUAUUGGUAGCUUUACUACUUCAGAAUAGACACGCCAUGGGAUAACAGCUCACCCCAUCCAGAAAUAAAGCUGGUUGAUAAUCUCUAACACGAGUUCUAACAAGCUAAAAGGGGAAUCCCAAAAUCACCAGCAAAAGGUGCACCCUGACAUUUAUCUAUGAUGAACCAAAUCCUCUUGUUUAUAAUGCGUAACUGUAUUUGCCUAUAUUUAGAGUCCAGUGUUUACGGGGGGUAAACUUCCACCGUGCUUUUAGGAGGGGAGUUUUUGGAUUUGGACCUAGUGAUAAUGAAGGAAUGGUGAUUUAUUUCUAAGUCAGAAUGGUGUGCGACUUGGAGGGGAACCUGUGGGUGGUGGGUUCCCCUGCAUUUCCUGCACGUGGAUUUGGUGGUAGAGGGGGUAGUUUGGGAUCUGCUGCAGUGCAUUUUGUAGACGGCUCAUACUGCAGUCACUGUGGGCUGGUGGUGAAGGGAGUGAAUGUGUAGGGUGACAAAUGAGGAAGUCAGUUCAAAUCACCAGCUGUAUCGAUGCCCUAAACUCUCUCCUCCUCCUUCACAAUUCAUUGACUCAAGCUGCACACAUAGCUGCCACUGUUCCCUUCCACACUCUUGUACCAACAGAGCCAAGGGCCCAGCCUCAGAGCCUCUAAUACUCUGAGGGGGAAUUUCUUCAGCCAGAGCGAGGUGAAUCUCUGCAAUCAGCAGGCUGUGGAGACCAAGUCACUGGGUAUAGAUUGGUAGGUUCUUAAUUAGUAAGGAGGGUUAUGGGGUGAAGAUGGAAAAAUGGGGUUGAAGAAAAGUCAGUCGAGACUAAAUGGCCUAACUCUGCUCUAUAUCUUAUGACCUAUAUCUUAUAUCAUAAGACCUAUAUCUUAUGGUCUGUCUCCGCCCUAAACUUAAGUCAACAUUUAAUUUACUGUGGGGUUGUGAAUUCCCCCCGAAACUCAUGUGGUUCCCAACUCUACCCUACCACUUGGAAUCCUAGAGAGACUGAUUGCUUACAGAGGCACAGUGUACAGGGAGAAUCCAUCGGAUAAACCAUCAAACACCAUUUUAUUCUCCUGUCAACUCCCCAGAGAUUUUACCCCUCAUCAUUUUACAGCAGGCAAUUAUCCUACCUCUCUGGGGUGGAGGAGGCAACCAGUGUACCCAGAGAAACCCACACGGUUACAGAGAGAACAUACACACUCCAAACAGUCAGCACCUGGGGCCAGAAUUGAACUCAGGCCUCUGGAUCUGCAAGCUGCAAGACAGCAGCUGUAUCCCCUUCACCUCUUGUGCUGGCCAAGCAGUGAACAGUGCCCCUUUAGCCCAGACACUGGUUUGGAAGCUUAGACAGAUUUCUGCUGCCCCCCACUCCCUUUUACUCCCAGAGUCAGUGGCAAAGGGCCAAUACCACAAUACCACAAUACCACCUGAUCGGACUCAGAUUGUACUGGGGCGGGGGGAGGAGCUCAUAUCCUUGAUACUGGAUAAUGCCCCACUGUUGCAUAUAAUGUUUCAGUGGUGGAACAGCUCCGGGUGCUGUUGGCAGACUGAAGCUCUCAGUGUAAGGACACACUGGGGGCACCAAGCUCGAAGGGUGUGGCAUCACUCCUUUCCUGAACCACUGAACUGGGAACUGCCACCCCCUGAGACCACUGUUCGACUGGUGCAACCACUCCUGCAGAUCCUCUCUCGUGUGGUCCCAUCCUUCUUGUACUGUGGUGACCAGAAUCAUAUCAUGUCAUGUUACCCAGACUCGAGAGCUUGGGUUGUAGGGUGAGGUCAGAGAGAUUGGGAUUUUAUAAAGGUGUUUAAAAUAAUGAAGGGCAGAGAUAGGGUGAAUGCACACAGUCUUUUCCAUUGGGAUGGGAAAUCAAGAACUAGAGAGCACAGGGUUUAAGAUCAGAGGGGAAAGUUUUGAAGUGGUCCUGAGGGGCAAUUUCUUCAUCCAGAGGGUAAUCGGUAUGUGGAACGAGCUGU
Messenger RNA from Hypanus sabinus (Atlantic stingray), 8119 nucleotides. Its product is annotated as toll-like receptor 5. Gene Ontology annotation, cellular component: membrane. Gene Ontology annotation, molecular function: protein binding; transmembrane signaling receptor activity. Gene Ontology annotation, biological process: toll-like receptor signaling pathway; immune response; inflammatory response. The transcript is spliced from 2 exons. The record is from RefSeq and is a predicted model, not a curated record. Lineage: Eukaryota; Metazoa; Chordata; Chondrichthyes; Myliobatiformes; Dasyatidae. Bases 1403 to 4015 code for a protein of 870 amino acids.